CCCAGUUAUGUCAUCUUCCCUUUCUUUUGUCAAGAUUGUCUAUGCGCGUCACAAUCCGUGUUCCACAGUGCUGAUUGACAAAUAUCUAUCUUCACGACUCUGGGCAGAACCCUAGAAAGACUGGUUCAUAUCCAUUUACCAUUGUCACCGUGGCCAGGCCCACAUCGUGGCAGAGAAGGCGCACCAUACCCCGCGUUAUCCCUCAAAGCGCGUGCAUAUUUCGGCAUGGGGUCCUACAGCGAUGAUCUGAGAAAUGAGCUGGAGAAGGAGUACUGUCCUCCAGUGGACUCUGCCUUAUUUGCUGCAAUCACCACCGAUUUUGACUUGACGAACCCCGAUGAGGUCAACACGCUGCGCGAGACGCUGGACUCUAUCAGAGAUUUAGCAAUUCAGCAAGAAGAUCUCCCCUUUGACCCAUCAGGAACAGCCAAUGAUCCUCUUGAUGAUGCUGAUAUGAGCGCCGCGCGACCCUCAAGUGCUGGCCAAGACAACCUGCAACCCCACACUGAUAACACAGGCAGUGAAUCGUAUGGCCUAGAUAGGAGUGACACCAGAAGCUCAAAAUCGCAGACCACUUCUCACUCAACAUACACAAUUGCUGCCGAUGGGUCUCUUCAGUUUGUCGGUGGUAGCGACAAAGAGAAGGUGAAUUUGCUGGUGCACAUGUUCCCAGACAUCUCAGCAUUCAAUAUCGAGCAGAGUUUGAAGAAGAGCAAUGGUGACAUUGAAAAAUCAAUGGACAUACUUCUCAAUCUAUCUUUCUUCGAAGCAACGGCUGAUGAAGAUCAAGUCGCUAUCCCUAAAGGAGUGGAGGGGUUCAUGGAAGAGAUCCCCGACAUUGGCCGCCACAAAGGGCGGAAGAAAAAGCGCAACAAGAAUAACAAGGUCACCUUUGACCAAAGGCUGCCUUCUGAUGAUCCCCCUGCCACGAACAAGUGGGAGAAAGGCCAAGCUGACGUUGAGUUCAUUUGCUCGCGCACGCCUGACCUUCCACGGCACAAGGUUGCAUCCGCAUAUACGGCCAAUAAUAGGUCUUUGCCAGGGACAAUAAAGGCCCUAGCGACUGCUCAUCUCACGGAGGAUAAUGAUGAGCCUGCAAUGGAACCAGUCAUCCAGUCUCAGCUGGACGAGCUUGUGGGUGAUUACCCUAAUGUUUCUGAAAACACCCUAGUUGGGUUACUCAGAAUCACCCGCAACAUGAUGUCCGCCGCAAGUGAGCUGGUAGCUGAGAUGGUCCGCCAACCGUCAGACAUUUCUGUGUCCGACUUGAUCAAGAUCACGGCUCCGAAACUCAACCUCGACGAUGAGGCGAACGUUGUCGAUUCCCGAAGUCGCCAGAAGAAGGAGAAUCUCCGUGGCAUGCUUGACUAUGAGGACGAGCAAGCAGUUGCAAAUGCCUAUUUCGCUGCCAAAACCACGGCAAAUAUGCAAGCAGCACAGGCCGCCCGGAAAGCCAAGUCUGACCCCUUGUAUGGAGGUGCCUCACAAUACUAUCGUGAGGUUGCGCAGCAACAGCGGGAGCUUGCCAUGCGGCACCUCUGUGUGGCCUCUGAGCGGCUUGUGGAUAGGCAAUCCACCAACGGCGACGUUGAUCUGCACGGCUGCCAGGUCCCCCAGGCGAUUCGCAUCGCGCGCGAGAGAGUCGAGGCUUGGUGGGACGGCCUGGGAGAUACGAAGCACGUCCGUGGUGGAGGCAAGCAAGUCCACGGCGGCUUCAAGAUCAUCACCGGCGUUGGUCUUCACAGCCGAGAUGGUAAAUCUCGCCUGGGCCCUGCUGUGAGCAAGGCUUUGAUUAGUGAUGGCUGGCGCGUGGAGAUCGGCCGAGGUUUCGUGACCGUAGUUGGCGUUGCUCGGCGUUAGCAAGGAGGGUGUAAAUACCUGGAUCAACAGGUGUUUCUGAGCAGGAUCCGUCACUGAGUGGAAGGUGAUAGGAAUAACUCUGUCUUCUCGCCAUUUUCAUCUUCAGUUCUCUCACUGCUUGCGAUCGGCUUCACUUCACUAGUGGGGAGGUAUUGGCAUUCGGGGUGGGCGAGGUCGUUACGUGCUAUGGCGAAUGGCUGGGUUGCGAGCGGUUGUUUCCUGCAUAUGUUGCUUGCAUUUACACUUGAUACCCCAUCAUAAAUCGGCGGAGUUUUCAUAUUUUACAGUCGCAAUCAAAGCAUUUUGACUACUUUG
This is a messenger RNA of Penicillium brasilianum, 2175 nucleotides long. Lineage: Eukaryota; Fungi; Ascomycota; Eurotiomycetes; Eurotiales; Aspergillaceae. The record is from the annotation of a GenBank genome assembly.